Meloidogyne enterolobii is the source of this 267-nucleotide messenger RNA. Lineage: Eukaryota; Metazoa; Nematoda; Chromadorea; Rhabditida; Meloidogynidae. The record is from the annotation of a GenBank genome assembly.
AUGCCUUUUGGUUAUAAAGGAUGUGGGGGAAAUGGGAAUAAAUUUAUAUCUGAAGAUCAAUGUUUCACCACAUGUCCUCGUCCGGCGGACCUGACCUAUUUUAGUCUUGAAUGUGAACUAGGAAAAGAAAAUGGAGAACUAUUUCUAUGCAAACAUAUAUCUGGCAAAUGGCCUCAUGAAGUAUGGAUGUGCCCUACAGGCUAUGAAUGUAUUGGCGGAUGGCCUUCCCGUAAAUGUUGUAAUACUAAAAACCGACGUAGCUUAUAA